UCCGGCAGCGAUUGAGCGGCCUGCGCGGGCGGCGGGGCCCAGAGCAGCCCGAGCCCCCGCCAUGGGGCUGCUGUCGGACCCCCACUGCCGGCGGGCGCUCUCCCGCCUCGUCCUGCGCCUCAACACCCCGCUCUGCGCCCUGAGCUACGUGGCGGGGCUGGGCUGGUUCCUGGCCCUGGCCUUCCAGCCGCUGGCCCGCACCUACAUGUCGGAGAACGCCAUGGGCUCCACCAUGGUGGAGGAGCAGUUCCUCUUCGGCGAGAGGGCCCUCUCCUACGCCCGCGAGUUUGCCGGCCACAAGAAGAAAGCGGGGGGCAUGCCGGUGGCCUGGCUGGAGAAGACGAUGUGGACGCUGGGGCUGGAGGUGCACCGCCAGCCCUUCUCCCGCACCCUGCCCUUCCCCGACGAGCUCCGCGAGCGCUACAUGGUGAAGGGCACCAACGUGUACGGCAUCCUGCGGGCGCCGCGCGCCGCCAGCACCGAGGCGCUGGUGCUGAGCGUGCCCUGCAGCGAGGGGCCCCACAACAACCAGGCCGUGGGGCUGAUGCUGGCCCUCGCCUCCUACUUCCGAGGCCAGAUCUACUGGGCGAAGGACAUCAUCUUCCUGGUGAACGAGCACGACCUGCUGGGCAUGGAGGCCUGGCUGGAGGCCUACCACGACGUCAACCUCACCGAGAUCCGCUCCUCGGGGACGCUGGGCCGGGCGGGGGCCAUCCAGGCGGCCAUCUCCCUGGAGCUGAGCAGCGACGUGGUCACCAGCUUCGACGUGGCGGUGGAAGGGCUGAACGGGCAGUUGCCCAACCUCGACCUCCUCAACCUCUUCCACGCCUUCUGCCAGAAGAACGGCCUCCUCUGCACCAUCCAGGGCAAGCUGCCGCGCUCGGACUGGGACUCGCUGCCCGCCUUCGCCCACAGCCUGCAGACGCUGCUGCUGAUGGUGCUGGCCCAGGCCUCGGGGCAGCCCCGCGGCGACCACGGCCUCUUCCUCCGCUACCGCAUCGAAGCCAUCACCCUCCGCGGCAUCAACAGCUUCCGGCAGUACAAGUACGACAUGACCACCGUGGGCAAGACGCUGGAGGGGAUGUUCCGGAAGCUCAACAACCUGCUGGAGCGCCUGCACCAGUCCUACUUCUUCUACCUCCUGCCCUCCCUGUCCCGCUUCGUCUCCAUCGGCGUCUACAUGCCGGCCUUCGGCUUCCUCAUCCUCGUCCUCAUCCUCAAGGCCCUGGAUCUCUGGAUGAAGCUGAGCAAGAGCGAGACGGGCGGCGCCGAGCGGCUCUGGGACAGUGACCACGCCGGCGGGGAGGAGUCCCGUCCCGGUUUGCUGGCGCUGGUGCCGCCGCUGGUCAUCUGCCACGCGGCCGGCCUGGCGCUCUACUACCUACCGGUGCUGGGGCAGCACGUGGCCACCCAGCACUUCCCCGUCUCCGAGUCGGAGGCCGUGGUGCUCACCGUCAUCGCCAUCUACGUGGCCGGCAUGGCCCUGCCCCACAACACCCACAGGGUGCUGGCGGGGGGCGGCAGCGACCGGGGCUGGAUGACGCUGAAGCUGCUGGCGCUGCUGUACCUGGCGCUGCAGCUGGGCUGCCUGGCGCUCCUCAACUUCUCCCUCGGCUUCCUCCUGGCCGCCACCAUGGUCCCCGCCGCCGCCGCCGUCCAGCCCAACGGCCCCAAGGUGCUGCUGGCGGCGCUGCUGGUGCUGGCCACGCCGGCGGCCACGCUGCUGCUGGGCAUCUUCCUGCAGCGGGAGCUGGUGGAGGCGCCGGCGGCGGCGGGCGAGGGCUGGCAGCUCUUCCUGGCCGCGCUGGCCCAGGGGCUACUGCAGCACCACCUCUACGGGGCCUUCCUCUGCCCCCUCCUCGCCCUCGGCACCUACCCCUGCUGGCUGCUGCUCUGGAACGUGCUCUGCUGGAAGUGAGGGGCCGACCCACGGACGGACCCACGGACGGACCCACAGAGAGACCCACGGAUGGACCCACACAUGGACCCACAGAGACUCACGGAUGGACCCACAAACAGACACACGGACGGACCCACAGACAGACCUCAGCACCUACCCCUGCUGGCUGCUGCUCUGGAAUGUGCUCUGCUGGAAGGGAGGGGCUGACCCGCGGCCAGACCCAUUGACGGACCCACAGAGAGACCCACGGACGGACCCACACACGGACCCACAGAGACUCACGGAUGGACCCACAAACAGACCCACGGACGGACCCACAGACAGACGUCAGCACCUACCCCUGCUGGCUGCUGCUCUGGAACGUGCUGUGCUGGAAGUGAGGGGCCGACCCACAGCCGGACCCACAGAGAGACCCAACAGAGGGACCGACAGCUGGACACACGGACAGAACAGAAGAGAGAGACCCCGGGACAGACCCACGGGGAGACCGGCAGAGACCCACAGACAGACCCACGGCCGGACCUACGUCAAGACCAACAGACCCAUGGCCAGACCCACGGAUGGACCCACAGAGAGACCCACAAACAGACCCACGGACGGACCCACAGAUGGACCUCGGCACCUACCCCUGCUGGAGAGAGGGACCCACGGACAGACCCACAGAGAGCAGACCCACAGCUGGACCCACGGGCAGAAUGCAAGAGAGAGACCCAUGGACGGAGACACCCACGGAGCAGCUCACGGACAGACCCAGAGAGACCCACGGACAGACCCACGGACAGACCCACAGCUGCACCCACAGACAGACCCAGAGGGACCCACGGACAGACCCACGGACAGACCCACAGCUGCACCCACGGACAGACCCACGGACAGACCCACAGCUGCACCCACGGACAGACCCAGAGGGACCCACGGACAGACCCAUGGAGCGGCUCAUGGACAGACCCAGAGGGACCCAUGGAGCGGCCCACAGACAGACCCACGGGGAGACCCACAGC
Chroicocephalus ridibundus (black-headed gull) is the source of this 2901-nucleotide messenger RNA. RefSeq names its product glycosylphosphatidylinositol anchor attachment 1 (gene GPAA1). The record is from RefSeq and is a predicted model, not a curated record. Gene Ontology annotation, cellular component: GPI-anchor transamidase complex; membrane. Gene Ontology annotation, biological process: attachment of GPI anchor to protein. Lineage: Eukaryota; Metazoa; Chordata; Aves; Charadriiformes; Laridae.